Fraxinus pennsylvanica is the source of this 1638-nucleotide messenger RNA. Lineage: Eukaryota; Viridiplantae; Streptophyta; Magnoliopsida; Lamiales; Oleaceae. The record is from the annotation of a GenBank genome assembly.
AUGAAUUCUCGUGGGGUUGGUAGUAGUGGGCAGCAGGCACUUGGACACUCACCACUAGCAAGGCAACAGAACUCAUGGUUUAGCCUCACACUCAAUGAGGUCGAAAACCAGUUGGGUGACUUGGGCAAACCAUUAGGCAGCAUGAAUCUUGAAGAGUUGCUUAAAAAUGUAUGGAAUGCCGAGGCAAGCAAUUCUUCCUGGAUGGACCCGAACAAUGCUUCCCCGGCAUCCUCACACCAGCUGCAGGCUAGCUUGUCACUUGCUAGGGCGUUUAACGGGAAGACAGUGGAGGAAGUGUGGAAGGAUAUCCAAGGACAUAAGAUAAGGAAUGCAGAGGAGACGGGUGGUAAGGAAAUAGAGUUGACACUUGGGAAGACUAACUCUGGAGACCCUCAGAAGAAUCUUGAUAGGAGGCUAAAGAGAAAGAUUAAAAACAGGGAGUUUUAUAUGUUUUACCUGAAGAGAUUUGCUUUCUGGCAAUUUACACAGGCUUACCACUACGAGCUAGCGAGCAGUGUUUCGUAUCUUGAAGAAGUAAACGCGAUGCUCAAAAAAAUAAAGGAAUUCAUGAAAAUGCUGCCUUCCGACUCUUCUGAACCAAGAUAUCAGCUUCGAAGAACCAAGGUUAUUCAUAGAACAUUACAUGAACUUCAAAAGUCGAAAAGAAUCAGAUUUAUCCGAAUAUCUUCUCUUACUGCCAAUAGCCUUCCCGGGAAAGCUCUCCAUACCAUUAUUUGUAGGACCGCCCUACUUGUACCGGCCCGGUACGUCCCGCAGUCCACUGACCACCUGAACAAGACCCUCUGUCAUAUAAUUAGUAACCGUACCAAGGAAGGAUGUCAAGCGGCGGAAAUACUCAUUUCUGCUACCAAUGCAGGCGGCCAGUUCGUCUUCGAGGAAUUUUUUGGAUCUCAUUCAGGAGAUGCAUCUGAUAUUGGAAUGAUGGAACCUUUCCAUGAUCCAAGAUUUGGGAUCAUGGAUGCAUUCGCGGCACUUAUGAGGCAGAGACUGGCUGGGAGAAACCCAACCUUCGACAUUAGGACGCGAUCAGGUGCGACUCCUGAAAACAGUGUGGCCUUCAGUUCUGGACCUUCUGGUCCAUGGUUGAUAUUUCAUGGGCAAUCACCAGUCGGCAUGUCUGAUAAUAAUGCAUUUGAGUUCUUUCUCAAUGGAAACCCUGGAAUGGGGCAGCGUCGAGGUAAUUUUGGUGAUAUUUUUAUGGGGCCUGGACUGCAAGAAUUGAUCGAGCAGCUUACCAUGAAUGAUAGGCAGGGGCCACCUCCGGCACCUCGUUCUGCAAUUGAUGCUAUGCCCACUAUUAAAAUUACUCAGAGGCAUCUUAGUACUGAUUCUCACUGCCCAGUUUGUCAAGAUAAAUUUGAGUUGGGUACUGAAGCUAGGCAGAUGCCAUGUAAUCAUAUUUACCAUUCUGAUUGCAUUACUCCUUGGUUGGUUCAACACAACUCCUGUCCCGUCUGCCGUCUUGAGCUGCCUUCACAGGGUUCUGGAAGUUCUUGUCCCAACUGGAAUUCGAGAACUGGGAACGCAAGUGGCAGCAGUGGUGCCCGCAACAGUGGAAGGGACAAUGUGCAGCAUCAGGGGAGAAGGAAUCCAUUCUCGUUUUUGUGGCCUUUCUGA